CCUAUUUGAUGUGCAAUUUUGGGAGGGAGUGACGCGCACUCACGCUGGACGCAGCUCCUCAGAAACGAGGAAUUAUAGAGCCUCAUCAACGCACACCCCCUAAAAAUCGCGUUACUCACCUUCCAUAUUCUCUCCGUUAUCAAAUGCUUGCCAUUCUCCGCCACGAUCAACUCGUGUAUAAAUGAUCACGCGCCGCUUCAGUGCGUCACGGCCUUGUGCAGUUUCUUCACCUUGCCAUUCGCAUCAAGGCUGUCUCUGCCUCGACGCCAAAGCUCCGAUCCAUGGCACUGUCGCCGGCGAGAGGUUGCUCGGUUCUCAUGGCCCUGCUGCUCGUGGCCGUGGUCGCUGCCGCCGUUGCUGCGGCGCCGGCCGUGGCAGCGGCCGACGCGAAGUGGGCGCCGCCCGGGGAGCGCCACGGAGCGCACUCCCACAAGGCCCCGGCGCCAGCGCUGCCUUCGGCAGCUGCGCCAGCCGUAGCGCCUCCUACCCACGGGACGGCAGCGGCGGCGCCUGGCCCGGCCCCGGCGACGCCACCUCAGGGAGCGGAGGCGCCCGCCCCAUCGCCUGACCACAGCGGCGGUGCGGCUGCUGCUGUGCUGUUCGCGUGGCCGACUGUGCUCCUGGUCGCCGCCGGCGCCGUGGCCGCUGCGACGAUGGUCUGAAACUCCGAAUGCUGCGGUGUUUGUGUUUUUUUUUUUUUUUUUUUUACUGCGGUGCAGUGUUGGUCAUAAUGUAAUCACUACUCAGUAUAUCUGAUUGCGUUGUAUUAUGUGCAAUGAUGAAGAAUCUUUGAUGCA
Sorghum bicolor (sorghum) is the source of this 797-nucleotide messenger RNA. Its product is annotated as cyclin-dependent kinase inhibitor 1C-like. The coding region runs from base 282 to 662 and encodes 126 amino acids. The record is from RefSeq and is a predicted model, not a curated record. Lineage: Eukaryota; Viridiplantae; Streptophyta; Magnoliopsida; Poales; Poaceae. The transcript has a single exon.